Molecule: messenger RNA, 2860 nt
Organism: Haliotis rubra (blacklip abalone)
Lineage: Eukaryota; Metazoa; Mollusca; Gastropoda; Lepetellida; Haliotidae
Product: mitotic spindle assembly checkpoint protein MAD1-like
Exons: 18
Coding region: 93-2285 (730 amino acids)
Biological process (GO): attachment of mitotic spindle microtubules to kinetochore; mitotic spindle assembly checkpoint signaling
Cellular component (GO): kinetochore; mitotic spindle; nuclear envelope
Source: RefSeq, a predicted model, not a curated record
ACCGGAAGCGGUGCAAAUUGGAAAAUGGCGCUUCCCAUGAAUUGAACUGAAAUGGGGGAACCCUGAAGUCUCUUGCUGCCAGAAACAUCACCAUGGACAUCCCUGGUGACAACACUGCUGUGAUUCGGAUGAAACGAGAGUUUGAUGCCUUUGUGUCAGCCAGUAGGAGACAACAAAUAGAAGGGAGCUUCAACCUCAACCAAGCUGAAAAUGACGAUACAAACACAUCCUCAUCUCCUGUCGUGUCAAUGAGAAACCUCCUAGACAAGGAGAAGGAGGAGAAACUGAUGAAAGCAGAGGUGAUUACGGCCAAAAGUUUGAUUGUCAAACUGGAGACUGAAGUAAACACACUUCGGACGUCUAACAAGAGGACACGUAUUGAAUUUGAGAAGGACCUUGGCAACUUGACAAAUGACAGACAGCGGGAGUCAGAGAAAGUUGAAGAACUGAAGUCCCGCUUGCAGUAUCUUGCUGACAGAGAGAAGACUGCUCGAGAAGAGCUGCAGGAGCUGCGCCGAGACCUGAGGGCGGCAGCUGCAGAGGAGAAGCAGCUGGCUCUACAGAAGGACAAGCUGCAGCUGGAGGAAGAUCUACAACAGGCCAAUGAGCAAUCAUGGGAGAAGAUUACGGAGCUGAGGAACCAGUCCAUGAGGACUCAGAUGGAACUCCAGAUCUGUCAGACAGAACUGGAGGAGACCAAGGCACAACUCAAGCUGCAGCUCAAACGAUCAGCUGAGACUACUGCCCAUCUGAAGGAGCUUGAAGAUUUCCGUCUACGAGCUGUACAGGCUGAACAGAAAAUAAAGGACCUGGAGGACCAGGAGCGUCUGCACCAGGAAGAUGUCACCAUCACUCGUGCACUGAGGACUCAGUUGGAGAACCUCCCCAACCUGGAGAGGGAGCUGGACAAGCUGAAAGAGGAUAACAAGUACUACAAGGAGACGGAGAAGAACACCCUGCUGCUGGAGGAGCAGAUUGAGGGUCUGACCAAGAAACUGCAGCGGACUGAGGACAGGAUGGUGGACUACACCCAGCUGCAGCUGGACAAUGAGAGUUUAAAGAUCAACCUUGAGAGAUGGCAGGGGAAGUCAGCAGCUGGACUUGGGAACCCUCUGUCGCCGACAGAGUUGUCCCUCCAGGUGGCGGAGCUGCAGAGUGCCCAGAUGCUGGCGACGGUUGAGUAUGGCAAACUACAGUCCAGGUUCAACUCCCUUCAGGCAGAACUGCGGGAAAAAAACUGCAAGUACCAGGCCCUGGUCCAGGAGGCGAGUGCUGGGAAGACUGGGUCGCAACAUCAGCAGGAUCUCAUAAAGAGGCUCCAGCGGAAACUGUUGUUGGUCAGCAAGGAACGCGAGGGCUACAAGCGAAUCCUGGAUUCGUAUGAAAGUGAAGUGACGGUGAACGUUGGUGCACUGCAGGCGAGCCGUGUCCAACAGCUGGAGCAACUCCUCCAUGACUACCGCGUUCAGACAGAGUCCCUGGAGGCGGAGCUUGGACGCACUGCCCACGAGGUGUCACAGACCAAGUCCAAGUGUCUAGAGCUGGAGACACUGACCACCAAUAAAGGGGAGAAGGCAGAACAGUCAACAAAGAGUGACCAGAGAACUAUACAGGAACUGAAAGAGAGAAUCAUUGAGCUGGAGUUGGAAUUGGAGAAGAGGAACAAACAGGUCAACCUCCUGGAGGCGCGGAUAGAACAGAGGAACCUCCAGGGUGAUUAUGAUCCGUCCAAGACGAAGGUGGUCCACUUCACUAUGAACCCUGCUGAGAUAGCUCAGAGACACAGAGAAGAGGAGCUGAAAAGGUUGCAUGAUGAAAAUGACAAACUGAAACAGAGGCUGAAGUUGCUAGAGGAAUCUGGAGGCUCGGUGGAUGACCUGACUCAGAAGGUGGAGAAGAAACUACAGGAACCAGAUGCCGGAAAGGAGGUGGAAGAGCUGAAGAGCCAGCUGACCCGGGAAGAGCUGCGCAACAAGCGACUGAUGGAGGCAUUCAAAAAGACGAGCCAGGAGUUCCGUGAGGUGUGCUACCAGCUGACAGGCUACAAGAUUGACAUCCCCUGUGCCAGUCAGUACCGACUCACAAACAUGUAUGCCGAUUCCCCACAAGACUACCUGCUGUUUGCUCAUAGCUCCUCGGGUGAGACACAGAUGCUCCAAACGGCUUUCUCCGAGACGGUGCAGGAUCUCAUUGACCUUUACCUUGCUAAACAGGACAGUAUCCCGGCAUUCCUCAGUAGCGUCACACUGCAACUGUUCAGUAGUCGAACCAUGUGUGCAGAUUGAGUGUACCUCUCAAGUGAGGGUUUUAAUGUCAAGGUGUGCACCUCUGAAAAGGGUUUUAAUGUCAAGGUGUGCACCUCUCAAGUGAGGGUUUUAAUGUCAAGUGACCUCUGGUGACAGAGAUGCCUCUCCUUGCAAUGAACACUGAUGAUGAUGAUGAUGGAAUGCAGUACACAGUGAUGUAACGCUGCUUUUGCUGCUGCUGGAAUGCAGGGCCUAGAUUUUCGAAGCUCUCUUAGCGCUAAGAUAGUCGUAAGUGCCAUACAUUAACGUUGACUUACGACUCUCUUAGUGCUAAGAGAGCUUCGAAAAUCUAGGCCCUGUGAUGUAAUUCUAAUGCUGCAGAUACCAAGUCUGCUGAGUGUUGGAAAUUCACUAAAUAUGCGACUGUCUGGAAGGUGACUAACUGCUUGUAGGUCAUCAGUAUAUAUGAUCAGUGAACAUGAAGAGAUGGAUGGAGAUGUGCACGUGGAAUCCUGCCUUUGUAACCAUUGGAAACGACAGUUGUUAUCGUGUACAGUAACUGUUGAUACUGAUAUGUUGUUUUUUUAGGAAGAUAAUAAAGAUCACACAUGUAA